AUGACCAACCAGAUUCCUGCACUCUCCGAGUCUCGCGUCGGCACGUUGUCCAUUUGGGAUGCAGCCCAUGUGUUCGAAUACGCCACCUCCAGAUUCACUGCGAUCCAUAUUGCCCAGAUGACAAAGCAGAACCCAUCAAGCGCUUACCGGCAUUCAUUUAUUCAACACCUGAUUUGGGAAGUGGAUCGGUUUGUGACGCCGUUUGUCGGCAUGUGCGCAGCUAUGAAUAUCAAUACAAGUAUGCCGACAUAUCUCAGAAAUGUUCUCUGGCUUGCUGCUACCUACCAAACAGAAGGUGAUCGCGUCAAUCUCUUUGAGAACUUCCGGAACUGUCCACAUGAUGAUGCUGGCGAUGCAAUAUCUGGCCAUCGCGUUGUUCCAAGAUACCGGCACUGUUGGUGGACGGCCGCAUUCCAUUAUUUGCCUAUGCAAAUGCCUCUGCGGUUCUCGGUAGCCGAGGUGAAGGACCUAACGGCUGAGCACUUCAAACAGCGGCCUGCCUUGGGGUUGAUGAUGCCUGAACCGAUCAUCCACCCACGCAGUGAGGACCUGCUGCUUCAACAACUUCAAGUGCUCCGGACUGAAGUCGCCCGACUCGGUCUCGACCUUGGCCACCUCCUUGUCAGUAAGCUUGAGGCCACCGGAGCAGCUGUGGAUGCAAUGAAUCGGCUGGAGCAGCCGGUAGACGAGGUCCGUGACGCAAUGGCAGCGUCCCAUGCAGCCGUGGCCUUAUUGGAGCAGGAUUACAACAAUGGUCGGAUAGGAACAUCCCCUCGUGGAGAUCCAUUCCCUGAGUUACAUCCCUUUCCUAUCUCCGGCAUCUAUGAAAAUGUUACAACGGGAUGA
This is a messenger RNA of Suillus fuscotomentosus, 846 nucleotides long. RefSeq lists its product as uncharacterized. The record is from RefSeq and is a predicted model, not a curated record. The transcript is spliced from 4 exons. The coding region runs from base 1 to 846 and encodes 281 amino acids. NCBI's taxonomy places the organism in Eukaryota, Fungi, Basidiomycota, Agaricomycetes, Boletales, Suillaceae.